AUGAAAUAUUUUCAAGAGAACAAAGACAAAGAGAGAGAAGAACCUACUCGUGAGUCUGCCGAAAGAGAAACUCGCUGGAAGAGAAGCCGCUGGAGGAGAAGUCACAGGAGGAGACGUCACCAAAGGAGACCGUCACUGGAGAAGACGUCGCAGAAGGAGGUCGCUACUGGAGGAGACGCCGCUGGAGGAGAUGUUGUCGGAGGAGACCAUUUUGCCAACCCUCGUGGAUUAGAUGUUAUCGUCCUCAAUGAUGAUGAUAUUGAAGAUCGGAGGCAAGAUAGUAUUCAACACUGGCAUUGGAAAGAGGAUGAGAUGCUGAUCAGUGCAUGGUUAAAUGUUUCAACUGACUCUGGGGUAGUUGUAUGUAAGAAACGAUGGUAUAAGAUCAACAAGGCUAUUGCACAAUUUGCUGGUUGCUACGAUCAAGCUAGUCGAAACAUAAGGAGUGGUUCGAACGUUGAUGAUAUAAAGGAGUUGGCUUAUAAACUUUAUUCCACAAAUUAUGGUCAAAAAUUCACUUUUGAGAGGCAUUGGAACAUGCUUCGGUUGGAGCAAAAAUGGAGAAGCCAACUAUCUACACAGAGUGGCGGCUCAAAGAGAACCAAGGUUAGUGCAACUGGAGCAUACUCAUCCUCAUCAAACCCAGAAAUACUGUUGACUGACGAAUCCGGUGUGGACUCUCCCGUUCGCCCACAAGGAUCAAAGAAGAGCAAGCGAAAAGGUAAGGAAAAAGCACAGAUGUCUGAAGAUUUUAGCGAAAGAAAAUCAUCGGUUGUCAAAAAAUUAUCUCUCAUGGAAGAUAUUAAGAAUGUUAGAGAAAAAGAACUAAUGGAUAUGGAAAAAGAAAGAGAAGAGGAGAAGGAACAUAGAGCAAAGAUUAUGGCAAUCAAAGAGAAGAAGUUACAAAUUCAAGCGGCAAUGAAAGAACAAUAA
Molecule: messenger RNA, 933 nt
Organism: Arachis stenosperma
Lineage: Eukaryota; Viridiplantae; Streptophyta; Magnoliopsida; Fabales; Fabaceae
Product: glutathione S-transferase T2-like
Exons: 3
Coding region: 1-933 (310 amino acids)
Source: RefSeq, a predicted model, not a curated record